Messenger RNA from Castor canadensis (American beaver), 2689 nucleotides. RefSeq names its product cyclin dependent kinase 3 (gene Cdk3). Gene Ontology annotation, biological process: regulation of G2/M transition of mitotic cell cycle; G1/S transition of mitotic cell cycle; signal transduction. Gene Ontology annotation, cellular component: nucleus; cyclin-dependent protein kinase holoenzyme complex; cytoplasm. Lineage: Eukaryota; Metazoa; Chordata; Mammalia; Rodentia; Castoridae. The record is from RefSeq and is a predicted model, not a curated record. Gene Ontology annotation, molecular function: ATP binding; cyclin binding; cyclin-dependent protein serine/threonine kinase activity.
CCCCCACCCCACACCUGCUCCUGAGCCCAGACUCCCUGGAGCCAUUGCAGAGUGUAGGCACUUCCCCAAGUGACAGUCUUUGUCUGGGACCAGAAAGGAGAGGGACAGGGUUGUUAAUCCAGCCCCUUCCCAGAAUUUGAGAUUGUUCCAGAUAUGACAGAGUAGGUAUCAAGGUGUGAUAUGCCCUCUUUCCUGGAGGCUACAGGCAGCGAGCUCCAGACCCCUGGUGUGGGGUCUUGGAGGGUUCAGAAAGUCCUCAUGAAGCCAGGUGCUGGUGACGCACACCUGUAAUCCUAGCUACUCAGGAGGCAGAAGUCAGGAGAAUCUCAGUUCGAAGCCAGCCCAGGCAGAAUAGUUCGAAAGACUCUUAACCUUGGGAAAAAAAAAGAAAAAAAACCACAAAAAAGGACUAGUGGAGUGACUCAAGGUGUAGGCCCUGAGUUCAAACCCCAGUACCGCAAUAUAAAUAAAUAAAUAAAAUAAAAAUAAAAACCUCCUCAAGAAUAAAGGCCCAGUGGGCGUGACCUCGCCUCGUGUGCAUGUGGCGCAGCGCCAGCCUGGGCCAGGAGGGGGAGCCACGGGGCAGGCAGCCCACCUGACUGAGGCCGCAGCCUGCUCAGGAGUUGUGGUGAAUUCUGGGCUGGGAGCCUGAGGGGAGGACGCUGGGGACCUCGUGAGAGUGCUGGGGGCGGCUUAGAACCCAAAAGGACCACCGUUGCUGAAGUUUUGCCUUCAGAGGAGGCGUAGCAUCGUCAAACAGGCCAAGGCCUGACCCUGUGGCCUAGGGCAAGAGUGUGGCAUCUGAAGCCCCUCCCUACCCCUGACCUCUGCCUUGGCUGUCACCCACCCCUGUGAGCCCCUCUGGGCAGUCGUACACCCUCAGAGCCUGGCCUUGCCCGGCCGAGGCGGGAGCUUGGGCAGAAGUUUGGGCCCUCCGGCAUUCCGUAGCUGACCCGUGGCCACCAGGCCUGGGGCAGGGCCGGGGGCUGGGCAGGGGACAGCUGGGGUCCAGAGCCAGCUUCCCAAGCAGGAUGGGCUGUGGGCAGGGGGGGCAGAGAGCUGGGCAGCCUGGCCGGGGGCUGGGCAGGGUGUUACACAGAGACUGGAGCAGGGCAGCAGGGGUGCUGCGUGUGGGACACGAAUGCCCCGGCACCAUCUGUUUCCCCGGCAGCUCUGCGGACAUGGAUUUGUUCCAGAAGGUAGAGAAGAUUGGAGAGGGCACCUAUGGGGUAGUGUAUAAGGCCAAGAACAAGGAGACCGGGCAGCUCGUGGCUCUCAAGAAGAUCAGGCUGGAUUUGGAGACCGAGGGGGUCCCCAGCACUGCCAUCAGAGAGAUCUCCUUGCUCAAAGAACUGAAGCACCCCAAUAUCGUCAAGCUCUUGGACGUGGUACACAGAGAGAAGAAGCUGUACUUGGUGUUCGAGUUCCUCAGUCAAGACCUGAAGAAGUACAUUGACUCCACCCCGGCCUCAGAGCUCCCCCUGCAUUUAGUCAAGAGCUACCUCUUCCAACUGCUGCAGGGGGUGAAUUUCUGCCACUCUCAUCGGGUCAUCCAUCGUGACCUGAAGCCCCAGAAUCUGCUUAUUAAUGAGUUUGGAACCAUCAAGCUGGCUGACUUUGGACUGGCUCGAGCCUUCGGGGUGCCCCUACGAACCUAUACCCAUGAGGUGGUGACACUGUGGUAUCGCGCCCCUGAGAUCCUCUUGGGCUGCAAGUUUUAUUCGACGGCUGUGGACAUCUGGAGCAUUGGUUGCAUCUUUGCAGAGAUGGUGACUCGCAAAGUCCUGUUUCCUGGUGACUCUGAGAUUGACCAGCUCUUUCGUAUCUUUCGGACCCUGGGGACACCCAGUGAAGCCACAUGGCCAGGAGUCACCCAGCUGCCUGACUAUAAGGGCAGCUUCCCCAAGUGGACCAGCCAGGGGCUGGAGGAGACUGUGCCCAGCCUGGAGCCACAGGGAAAGGAGCUGCUCAUGCAACUCCUGCAGUACGACCCCAGCCAGAGGAUCUCAGCCAAGGCCGCCCUGGCCCAUCCGUACUUCUCAUCUACUGAGCCCUACCCAGCACCCCGCCAUUGUGUGCUGGAGCGUUUUUGCCGCUGAGAACAUGUGAGACCCACCCACCGCUGCUGCCUCCCAACUCCAGCUCUCUCCAGCUGCCUUCCCAACUACUUCCCCAGAGAGGGGAUGUGGGUAGAGAGUAAAUCUCUAAGGAAUUUUGCAUUAGCCGUCAGAGGGCUGAGUUUGGGUUAGUCCUGCCAGAAGGUUAACAAGUUUCUUUGUUGUUUGUUGGGUUUGAGAGUUUCAAAAUAGGGGCGCAUACAGACGCUCCAUACACAAGAAGAUACAUUAGAUUUCCAGUCCCCUGGCACUGGAACUUCAACAGGUGCCAAGUUGAGAGCAGGAAGCCUGCCUGGGCUGCAGGCCACUUCUCCUACUUACCUGCUCCUUUGUCCAUGAGGAAAGGGUGCCCCCUGGUGGUCUUUUUUUUUUAUUUCAAAUUUUUGCAGGAAGAGUUGAGUUCCAGUUCAGAAUCCCAAGUUAAACAGAAGGGGAUGAGGGAGGAGAAGGACCAGUUUCCUGAUGCCAGGGAAGCUCAGGAUACCUGUGGCUAUUCUAUAUAGUUGUCACUUCAUCAAAGAUGUGCUAAGGUUUGCUUCCUCUUGACAAAUGGAAAAUAAAUGUGACUUACU